Molecule: messenger RNA, 990 nt
Organism: Xenopus laevis (African clawed frog)
Lineage: Eukaryota; Metazoa; Chordata; Amphibia; Anura; Pipidae
Gene: kcnip4.L
Product: Kv channel interacting protein 4 L homeolog
Exons: 8
Coding region: 38-727 (229 amino acids)
Biological process (GO): regulation of potassium ion transmembrane transport
Cellular component (GO): peroxisome; cytoplasm; voltage-gated potassium channel complex
Molecular function (GO): calcium ion binding; potassium channel regulator activity
Source: RefSeq, a predicted model, not a curated record
GGGACUGUGGUCAGACCAUGACUGACUCUAAUUCACCAUGAAUUUGGAAGGUCUUGAGAUGAUAGCUGUUCUUAUCGUCAUUGUGCUCUUUGUCAAAUUGCUGGAACAGUUUGGGCUCAUUGAAGCAGGUUUAGAAGACAAUGUGGAAGAUGAAAUGGAGACAGCAACUGUGCGUCAUCGCCCGGAGGCACUUGAACUGCUGGAAGCACAGACCAAGUUUACAAAGAAGGAGCUUCAGAUUCUGUACAGAGGUUUCAAAAACGAAUGUCCCAGUGGAAUUGUUAAUGAAGAGACCUUUAAAGAUAUCUAUGCCCAGUUCUUCCCACAAGGAGAUGCAUCCACAUAUGCACAUUUUCUGUUUAACGCAUUUGAUACAGACCAUGACGGAUCUGUAAGUUUUGAGGAUUUUGUAAUCGGUCUGUCUACAUUGCUUCGCGGCACAAUUCAGGAAAAAUUAAACUGGGCUUUUAAUUUAUAUGAUAUAAAUAAAGAUGGAUACAUAACAAAAGAGGAGAUGUUUGAUAUAAUUAAAUCCAUUUAUGACAUGAUGGGAAAAUGUACAUACCCUCUAGUCAGAGAGGAAACACCAAGGCAACAUGUGGAGAAUUUCUUCCAGAAAAUGGAUAUUAAUAAAGAUGGAGUGGUUACUAUAGAAGAAUUCAUAGAGAGCUGCCAAAAAGAUGAAAAUAUUAUGUGCUCUAUGCAGCUGUUUGAGAAUGUGAUAUAGCACACGUGCGUCAUCUCGGAAGAACUUUACAAUUUUAUCUAUUUUUGACGAUAAUUUGAAGCUGCAAUUUCCAUCUUACCCAUAAAUAGACUGUUCGGCUUUCUACUAAGUUAUAUAUUAUGCAAAAUAGCUUUUUUUUAUGAUGCCUUCCAUAAAUUAGGUUCCACGAUGUGUAGCAGUUCAACAUGAUUUUCUAGUGUAUCAUAUUGAAUACUUUCAUUUUUUUUUUCUUCUUGGCUUUAAUAAAAGCGGUUCCAUAGUAA